CACGGGCGCCGCCAUUUUGUUUGGCUGGACGGGAGCGAGCGACGCUUUGGGGGAGGGGUCUCAUAGGCGCCUUACUGGACCCCACGGCCGCGCUGUAGCUUCUCGCGGGGAGUCCUCCCUGGUGAGGGCCGUGGAACCAUGUACAUAAAACAGGUUAUUAUCCAGGGUUUUCGGAGUUACAGAGAUCAAACAAUUGUAGAUCCCUUCAGUUCAAAACAUAAUGUUAUCGUGGGCAGAAAUGGAUCUGGAAAAAGUAACUUUUUUUAUGCAAUUCAGUUUGUUCUUAGUGAUGAGUUCAGUCAUCUUCGUCCCGAACAGCGAUUGGCUUUGUUGCAUGAGGGUACUGGUCCUCGUGUCAUUUCUGCUUUUGUGGAGAUUAUUUUUGAUAAUUCAGACAACCGGUUGCCAAUUGAUAAAGAAGAAGUUUCACUUAGAAGAGUUAUUGGAGCCAAAAAGGAUCAGUAUUUCCUAGACAAGAAAAUGGUCACGAAAAAUGAUGUGAUGAAUCUCCUUGAAAGUGCUGGUUUUUCUCGAAGCAAUCCUUAUUACAUUGUAAAACAAGGAAAGAUCAACCAGAUGGCCACAGCACCAGAUUCUCAGAGACUAAAACUAUUAAGAGAAGUAGCUGGUACUAGAGUAUAUGAUGAACGAAAAGAAGAAAGCAUAUCUUUAAUGAAAGAAACAGAGGGCAAACGGGAAAAAAUCAAUGAGUUGUUAAAAUAUAUUGAAGAGAGAUUACAUACCUUAGAAGAAGAAAAGGAAGAACUAGCUCAGUAUCAAAAGUGGGAUAAAAUGAGACGAGCCCUGGAAUAUACCAUUUAUAACCAGGAGCUUAACGAGACUCGUGCUAAACUUGAUGAGCUUUCUGCUAAGCGAGAGACUAGUGGAGAAAAAUCCAGGCAAUUAAGAGAUGCCCAGCAGGAUGCAAGAGAUAAGAUGGAGGAUAUUGAGCGCCAAGUUAGAGAACUGAAAACAAAAAUUUCAGCUAUGAAAGAAGAAAAGGAGCAGCUCAGUGCUGAAAGACAAGAGCAGAUUAAGCAGAGGACUAAAUUGGAGCUUAAAGCCAAGGAUUUACAAGAUGAAUUGGCAGGCAAUAGUGAACAAAGGAAACGCUUAUUAAAAGAGAGACAGAAGCUGCUUGAAAAAAUAGAAGAAAAACAGAAAGAACUGGCAGAAACAGAACCUAAAUUCAACAGUGUGAAAGAAAAAGAAGAGCGAGGAAUUGCUAGAUUGGCCCAAGCUACCCAGGAAAGAACAGAUCUUUAUGCAAAGCAGGGUCGAGGAAGCCAGUUUACAUCAAAAGAAGAAAGGGAUAAGUGGAUUAAAAAGGAACUCAAGUCUUUAGAUCAGGCUAUUAAUGACAAAAAAAGACAGAUUGCUGCUAUCCAUAAGGAUUUGGAGGACACGGAGGCAAAUAAAGAGAAGAACCUGGAGCAGUAUAAUAAACUGGAUCAGGAUCUUAACGAAGUCAAAGCUCGAGUAGAAGAACUGGACAGAAAAUACUACGAAGUAAAAAAUAAGAAAGAUGAAUUACAAAGUGAAAGAAAUUACUUGUGGAGAGAGGAGAAUGCAGAACAGCAAGCACUUGCUGCUAAAAGAGAAGAUCUUGAAAAGAAACAGCAACUUCUUAGAGCAGCAACAGGAAAGGCUAUUUUAAAUGGAAUAGACAGCAUAAACAAAGUACUGGACCACUUUCGUAGGAAAGGAAUAAACCAGCAUGUUCAGAAUGGCUAUCACGGCAUCGUGAUGAAUAACUUCGAAUGUGAGCCUGCUUUCUACACAUGCGUGGAAGUCACUGCUGGCAACAGGUUAUUUUAUCAUAUUGUUGAUUCAGAUGAAGUCAGCACAAAGAUUUUGAUGGAGUUUAAUAAAAUGAAUCUUCCUGGAGAGGUCACUUUCCUUCCUCUUAACAAGUUAGAUGUCAGGGAUACUGCCUAUCCUGAAACCAAUGAUGCGAUUCCUAUGAUAAGUAAAUUGAGGUACAAUCCCAGAUUUGACAAAGCUUUCAAACAUGUGUUUGGGAAAACACUUAUUUGCCGUAGCAUGGAAGUUUCAACCCAGCUAGCUCGUGCUUUCACUAUGGACUGCAUUACCCUAGAAGGUGACCAAGUAAGUCAUCGGGGUGCUCUAACUGGAGGUUACUAUGACACAAGGAAGUCUAGACUUGAAUUGCAGAAAGAUGUUAGAAAAGCAGAAGAAGAACUAGGUGAGCUUGAAGCAAAGCUCAAUGAAAACCUGCGCAGAAAUAUUGAAAGGAUUAAUAAUGAAAUUGAUCAGUUGAUGAACCAAAUGCAGCAGAUAGAGACCCAGCAAAGGAAAUUUAAAGCAUCUCGAGAUAGCAUAUUAUCAGAAAUGAAGAUGCUAAAAGAGAAGAGGCAGCAGUCAGAGAAGACUUUUAUGCCAAAGCAACGUAGCUUACAAAGUUUGGAAGCAAGCUUGCAUGCUAUGGAGUCCACCAGAGAAUCGUUGAAAGCAGAACUGGGAACUGAUUUGCUUUCACAACUUAGUCUGGAAGAUCAGAAGAGAGUAGAUGCACUGAAUGAUGAAAUUCGUCAACUUCAGCAGGAAAACAGACAGUUGCUAAAUGAAAGAAUUAAAUUAGAAGGUAUCAUUACUCGAGUAGAGACAUACCUAAAUGAGAAUUUGAGGAAACGCUUGGACCAAGUAGAACAGGAACUUAAUGAACUGAGAGAGACAGAAGGGGGUACUGUUCUCACUGCUACAACCUCAGAACUUGAAGCAAUCAAUAAAAGAGUAAAAGAUACUAUGGCACGAUCAGAAGAUUUGGAUAAUUCCAUUGAUAAAACAGAAGCUGGAAUUAAGGAACUUCAGAAGAGUAUGGAACGCUGGAAAAAUAUGGAAAAAGAACACAUGGAUGCUAUAAAUCAUGAUACUAAAGAACUAGAAAAGAUGACGAAUCGACAAGGCAUGCUACUAAAGAAGAAAGAGGAGUGUAUGAAGAAAAUUCGAGAGCUUGGUUCACUUCCCCAGGAAGCAUUUGAAAAGUACCAAACACUGAGUCUCAAACAGUUGUUUCGAAAACUUGAACAGUGCAACACAGAAUUGAAGAAGUACAGCCAUGUUAACAAAAAAGCUUUAGAUCAGUUUGUGAAUUUCUCUGAGCAGAAAGAAAAGUUAAUAAAACGACAAGAAGAGUUGGAUAGGGGGUACAAAUCAAUCAUGGAACUGAUGAACGUACUUGAACUUCGAAAAUACGAAGCUAUUCAGUUAACUUUCAAGCAGGUAUCGAAGAAUUUCAGUGAAGUAUUCCAGAAGUUGGUACCUGGUGGCAAAGCUACUUUGGUAAUGAAGAAAGGAGAUGUGGAGGGCAGUCAGUCUCAGGAUGAAGGAGAAGGAAGUGGUGAAAGUGAGAGGGGUUCUGGGUCACAAAGCAGCGUCCCAUCAGUUGACCAGUUCACUGGAGUUGGAAUUAGGGUGUCAUUUACAGGAAAACAGGGUGAAAUGAGAGAAAUGCAACAGCUUUCUGGUGGACAGAAAUCCUUGGUAGCUCUUGCUCUGAUUUUUGCUAUUCAGAAAUGUGACCCAGCUCCUUUUUACCUGUUUGAUGAGAUUGACCAGGCUCUGGAUGCCCAGCACAGAAAAGCUGUGUCAGAUAUGAUUAUGGAACUUGCUGUACAUGCGCAGUUUAUUACAACUACUUUUAGGCCUGAACUGCUUGAGUCAGCUGACAAAUUCUAUGGUGUAAAAUUUAGAAAUAAGGUUAGUCAUAUUGACGUGAUCACAGCAGAGAUGGCCAAAGACUUUGUAGAAGAUGAUACUACUCAUGGUUAAACGGAAAAUAUUGUCCACUGGUUUGGAAGUUGUGUAUAGUAAUAUGAAUCUCAUACCCAGGAACUGUACAUUUAAAUCUAAAUAUGUAGUCACUACUAAUAGUUUUCAGACGUAGAGCAUACAUAGCCCUUUUAUAUUUCUGUCAUUGUAUUUUAUAAGAUACUCUGUAAUGUUACAUUUCUACUUAUAGUUUAAGAAUUUUAUUUCCCACACAACUUUUUGUAAAGUGUCCUGCUCCUGUUUUAAAUCUUUUGAAACAUGCUAAAUAUUCUUUCCUAAUUAUUUUAUCAAUUAUAUUGCCUCUUUUUUUAUAGCUUCAAUUAAAUAAUUGGUUUAUGACUAAUUUAGUAUUUUAUGUGGCUUUUUAUUUAUAGUUUUAUGAUUAGAAACAAAUUUUUCUUAAAUAUCUUGCUUUUUGUUUUGCCUUUGUUUUGCCAGAAAAGAUCUGCAUUCACCUAAAAGAAGAUUUUUUAAACGUGGCUUCAUAUUCUUUUGAAAUAAAUCUGUGAUUGCCAGUUCUGGCUGCAUGUUUAAAUCCACAGGGUAGCUUUAAACUGCUGGUGUAUUUCCGUAGACCAGUUGAAUCAGAAUCUUUUUGGAGUGGUGUUCUGGUUAUUGGUAGUUCUAAAGUUCCCCCAGGGGAUUAUGACCCUUGGUGAGGAUUAGAACCCUCGCUUUAACUCAUUGUAACAGUUCUUUAAAAAUAAUUUUUAAUUUAAGAGGGCAGUGUAUUUACUAGAAUUUGGGAAGACAGUUUUAAGAGCAGCUAAGAACACUAAGUCAAAAGAUUAAGUCCUAAAGUUUCCUUGUUUAUCUGAUUAAGGAAGAGUUUGGAAAACGUUACUGUUGAAACUUUUCCCCCCUCAGAUGAGGUCUUUGCUUUUUGUUUAUUACGUUUAUUAAAACGCUUUAUUGAAAUUUAAUUCAUAGACCAUAAAAUCUAUUAAAAUUAUGCAAUUCUGUACUUUUUCAGUAUUUUCACAGAAUUGUUCAGCCAUCUCUACAGUCUAAUUUUAGAACAUUUUCAUUACCUCAAAAAGAAACCCUAUACCUAUUAGCACUCACUUUGUAUCUCCCACCUGCCUCAUCCCUUGGCAACUGUAAAUCUAGUUUCUGUCUCCUACUAUGGAUGUGCCUGCUCUGGACAUUUCAUACAAAUAGAAUCCUACACUGUGGGGCCUUUUAUGAGUGACUUGUCUCAGUGUGUUUCUGAGGUUUAUCCGUGUUGUAGCACAUAAUUCAUUUUUUUUUUUAUAUUGCUGAGUGAUACCUGUUGUAGGAAUAUAUAUUGUGGUUUAUCCAACUAUUAGUUGGACACUUGGCUUGUUCUCACUUUUGACUAUUAUAAAUAACAGUGCUGUGAACAUUCAUGAA
This is a messenger RNA of Mustela erminea (ermine), 5166 nucleotides long. RefSeq names its product structural maintenance of chromosomes 3 (gene SMC3). NCBI's taxonomy places the organism in Eukaryota, Metazoa, Chordata, Mammalia, Carnivora, Mustelidae. The record is from RefSeq and is a predicted model, not a curated record. Gene Ontology annotation, biological process: mitotic sister chromatid cohesion. The transcript is spliced from 29 exons. The coding region runs from base 139 to 3792 and encodes 1217 amino acids. Gene Ontology annotation, molecular function: protein binding; cohesin loader activity; ATP binding. Gene Ontology annotation, cellular component: chromosome.